AUGGCAAAACUCACAAUCUUGUUCAUUAUCGUCACAUCGUUCGCUGUCAUCACAAAUGCCAAUGUUUUCAGUGGAAAGUGCGAUCCAAUCGUCAACGAAGAUAUUUGCGUUGAUCAAAUCUAUUUUGAGAAAUUGAAAGGACCAAAGUCAUUCCAAGUAAUUGGACAUAUGGAUUUUCACAAACGGAAUGGAAUGACAAUGUUCUACUCGUAUCUGAAUAGCAACUUAAUUGCUACACUUUCAAAUUAUAAUGGCGUUUACUUUUCCAUUAAUUGUUUUAAAAUUCCAUUUAAUGUCAAGUAUCAGAAAUUCAUGAAUUUUAAAUUGAAUUUCCCAAACUGCAAUAGCGUUUAUUCCUUGUUCAUGCAAAUGCGAAGCGAAAAAUUAGAUUUUUAUAAGCACACCAACAAGGAACCGAUUGUUACAUCAGUGUUCAAGAUUGAUAAAUAUCUCUCGUUUUGGGGAUGUAAACCAAUAGAUGGAAAAUCGACAGUUGAGAGGGCAGCAUGGAUAUUAAUGGAUAAUGAGAAUAACUUCGAAUAUGACAGUGAAAAACUGAAAGUUUAUUUGGAGGAUUUUCUAACCAAAUUCAGAACAAAAAUUAAUCAAACCAAAUUACAAAUAAACAGCAGCUCGUUCACUGUCUACAAUAUAACAGACAAACAUACUUCAUGCUAUUAUUCAUUGGACGAAAAAGGUGUUCACAGUGAAAUCAAAAGAGAUUUUCCUUUAAACAAAUUGACUCAAUCAACAUCAAAAUUUGAUGAAUCAACAAAGGUAAAGUUCGGAUAUAUGAUUCUCAUGUUUCUAGGUCACUUCAUUUUUAUGGUAGCUUAUUUUGCUAUUGGAUAUCAGAUUGUUGUUUGGUAUUGUAAGGAAUAA
This is a messenger RNA of Chironomus riparius, 882 nucleotides long. Lineage: Eukaryota; Metazoa; Arthropoda; Insecta; Diptera; Chironomidae. The record is from the annotation of a GenBank genome assembly.